ACUACUUUGGUCGUCAGAGGCAACGUAGCUAGCGCUAGUCGCGAACCUCAAAAACCCGCAUAUCAAUGUUAACCGUCCAUUUCGCAGAACUCUUGAUUCGCUUAACAUUACCCGACGACGACGACAUACGCUUCGCAUUGAAACGAUGAUCCUACGCAAUAGGAUUACCCAUGUUGUAAUCCUUAUAAUAGUGGCACUGUUGUCAGAAGAAAGAGCACAUUGCUUCGACGAUGCCAACAACAAUAAUGUUAAGAUCACUAAACACGGUCUGGAGUUGACUCAGACAAUAAAUAUUCAACGGCAGGAAUAUAUGCAAAAAAUGUGCGAAAAUAUGGGAUAUAAUAUGCAAACACUGGAAGACCUCACCGAUGAGCAAAUGGAACAUAUGAUUGUCGAUCCAGAGCAUAAGUUUAUGUAUUGUUAUGUUCCAAAGGUAGCCUGCACGAAUUGGAAACGAGUCUUAAUGAUACUCACUGGAAACUGGCAAAAUGGCACUGAUCCUCUCCAAAUUCCAGCUUCACUCGCGCACUCACCAAAUAUGUUUAAAAAACUAAGCUCUCUAAACGAAGACGAACGCAAUACAGUUCUAUCAGAAUACACCCGUUUCGUUCUGGUGCGACAUCCAUUCGAAAGAUUGUUAUCAGCUUAUCGCAAUAAACUAGAAGGAACAUCAUCAAGUGCCAAAUACUUUCAAACACGAGUUGGUCGACAAAUUGUUAAGAGUUUUCGUGUCAAUCCAACAAAUGCUUCACUUGAAAAUGGAGAUGAUGUGACUUUUGGAGAGUUUGUCCAAUAUCUUCUUACGCCCGAUGUAAGUUUAUUUAAUCAAUCCUUCAAUGAGCAUUGGGAACCGAUUUCUAAGCUUUGCCAUCCGUGUGUCAUAAAAUACAAUGUAAUUGGCAAAUAUGAAACUCUUCUGGAUGACUCAGCACUGGCAUUGUACUUAACUGGUGACAAUAAUCUAACCUUUCCCACCGGCCACAAGUCAUCGGGUACUAAAAAUGUUCUACGUGAAUAUUUUGAUCCUUUGCCUAUCGGUGCUAUUCGAAGGCUCUACGAGAUAUAUUUAGAAGAUUUUAAAUUAUUCGAUUAUGGAGUUGAACACGUUCUAGGGUUUGAAUUUGGAUAAAAGGUUAUUUGCUUAUAUAAAUUUCUUCAAGUAAACUGUACAAAAAAAGAUUUUUUUGCUGUUACAAAAAACUAUACUUUCCCAUAUAAGCAUUUUUGUUAUAAUAUUAUUUGUUGUUAUAUAUUUUUGUUAAAAAUAUUGUUUGCGCUUGAGAUGACCGUUAUUGGUAGUUUGUAUGUGAUAUUUGUAUUUGAAAGAAUUAAGAGAAUAUUGAAGAAGCUUGUGCUCCUAGGCAUUGAUCUAGAAUUAUAAAUAAUAAAUUGUUUAUAAAAAUUAAACACAAAUAAGACAUAAUUUUAAUAUGUAAGUCAAAGAUAGAAAAUAAAUUAUUUUAAUUUUUGGA
This is a messenger RNA of Episyrphus balteatus (marmalade hoverfly), 1472 nucleotides long. Its product is annotated as carbohydrate sulfotransferase 11. Gene Ontology annotation, molecular function: sulfotransferase activity. The record is from RefSeq and is a predicted model, not a curated record. Gene Ontology annotation, biological process: carbohydrate biosynthetic process. The coding region runs from base 146 to 1129 and encodes 327 amino acids. The transcript is spliced from 3 exons. NCBI's taxonomy places the organism in Eukaryota, Metazoa, Arthropoda, Insecta, Diptera, Syrphidae. Gene Ontology annotation, cellular component: membrane.